Messenger RNA from Colletotrichum gloeosporioides, 1116 nucleotides. RefSeq lists its product as uncharacterized. The transcript has a single exon. NCBI's taxonomy places the organism in Eukaryota, Fungi, Ascomycota, Sordariomycetes, Glomerellales, Glomerellaceae. Bases 1 to 1116 code for a protein of 371 amino acids. The record is from RefSeq and is a predicted model, not a curated record.
AUGUCAUGUACCCAAGUUCAACUUGCCGAUCUCCCUCGAUCUGGUCACUACGAUCCAGAUUGCGGCAGCGAUGCUGGCUCCACCACAACCACAGGCACCACCACCACAACUGAUGGCGGCCCAUCUUCAGACGACAGCAGCUCAACAACAACCACCAGCACUCCUUCAACUAAUGGCGGCCCAAAUACGGAGGAUGACAGCUCAACGAUAACUGCCGACAGCAGCACCGCCACUACCACAACUAAUGGCAGCCCAAAUUCAGACGACGGCAGCUCAAAAAGAACAACCGCCGGCACCACCAUAUCCAUCGGCGGCCUAUUUUCAAAAGACCCGUUUUGUCUGAUGGUGUACGUCGAUGACGAGAUGACAGCAUGCGAACAGCACCUGAAAGUCAUCCGCCAAGAACGCGAGGUUCUGCUCCAAAGUGAACAUCUCGCGGCGCGGUGCGCGGAGGACGUCAAGAAGGCCGAGGAGGAGCUGCGCCGUGUGGCCGCCUUCGCGAGGGAAUGCAAAUUGCCCUGGGCGUACGCCUUUUGGGGGAGGAACCUCGGAGAGAACGCCAAGGCUGCCCGGAGAGAGCAAGAGGCCAAGCUGUGUGGGCUUCUAUCGGGGGUUAUGUUCAAGUUUGAGUCCGCCAGGCUGCGGUGCGAGCGGACCAGGGGGAUGGUUGUUGCCAUUCGGAGGGCGCUUGAGGCGCUCAGGGAACGGGCUAAUGGGUCGUGGGGUGUCGUCUCCGAGCUGAGGGAGCGGCAGGUCGAGGUGUACCACUAUUGCGAUGCCAAGAUCUGUAUAAAGGUGCGACAUGAGGGGGAGCCGCCUCGGGAGGAUGUGUUGAGGGCGCAUAAGAGGGGGAUGGAGUUUUGGGAGCAGCAGCAGCGGCUGAUGAGGGAUGUUCUUGAGAUGGAGAGGGCAUUGAUGUUUACGACGACAAAGUGUGCUGUUGCGGCUGGGGAGGUGAGGAGGGUGAAGGGGGAGAAGGGACUUGAAGGGAUGAUACGGGGCGUCAAGUGUGUGGUUGAGACGAUGAGAAAGAGAGAGGCGAGUGAGAAUGGGUCUGAGACGAGUUUAUGGGGCAGUCUGCGGGCUGUCAGUUGGUCCAGGGUGCGGUUUUGGUGA